Arabidopsis lyrata subsp. lyrata is the source of this 850-nucleotide messenger RNA. RefSeq lists its product as uncharacterized. The record is from RefSeq and is a predicted model, not a curated record. The coding region runs from base 169 to 606 and encodes 145 amino acids. Lineage: Eukaryota; Viridiplantae; Streptophyta; Magnoliopsida; Brassicales; Brassicaceae. The transcript has 2 exons.
AUAAGGCUUUAGGCCCAUUUGGGGUUAAAUAGAAACAAAAACAUGAAAAGACACGUGUGACACAUGUCGUCUAGAAAGGAAGAGAAGUGACCACCAGACAAUUGUGAGCCUAAUCCAACCGAUUCAUUUCAAAACCCUAAACUCAAAAUCCGUCUCGGUGUAUCAACAAUGGCUGAAGAAGCUCAAGAUCGUGCUAAUGGCUCUGAUUCAUCUCCUCCCAUAAAGUUACCUCCUUUCAUCACCAACCUAUUCGCCUUUCUUCAACCUAAGCCUCCUCCUGCUACUGUUGAUGCCAAUGCUCCUAAACCCACCAGCGAGAAGGAACCUCAGAAGUCGACCUACGAGACUGUCUCUUUCCCUUACACUCCACCCAAAAGCGCAGAGCCAAUCAAGUUUGAGGCUGAGCCCAGCUCUGGCAGGACUUCUAACUCCGUCAUCCUUUGGCAGGUAUAUGCACUUGGAGGGUUUCUUGUCCUGAAGUGGGCCUGGGCAAGAUGGAACGAAAGGAAGGAGACAAGUGACAAAAAUGAGGCGACGGGUGAUGAUGACCAACCUUCUAAUCAGAAAGAUGAUGAUGAUCAAUCUUCUGAUGGGCAUGAAGACUAGUCAUAUUGCAUGAACACGAUGAAAAUGUUGCCUAUUUUGGUUCUGUAUAGCAAAAACACCGAAAACUUCACCAUGAAGAUUUCUUAUUUUCCAUUGUAUGUACUCGAAUCUUGAGUUUCAUCUCCUUAUCUAAGGGGACUUGAAAUCUCUUCUCAUGCUGGCAAAUUUUUUUUUUUUACUGGACAAAUCUCUUCUUGUGUUGUGUUCUAGUGAUGUUGCUGUGCAGUAUCUCCUUGGUUCGUGA